AUGUUUGAAAAUACUGAUUCAUCGGAUGAUAAUGAUGACAGUUUAUCUAAACAAGUUUUACCUACAACAGAUGAUAACAAUGAUCCGAUUGAUAUGAACAAAAUACCAACAACUGGAGAAGAAUAUUUGAGACAGGUUCGGAAACGUAAGGAACAGGAGUUAGAGCAAAAAUACCGAAACCGCGGUCGCGGUUUGGCACUUGGUGGUGGCCUUGAAUUAGCCUUAGCAUGUGACAUUCGCAUAGCUGCACAUACAGCUAAACUUGGUUUAACAGAAACAAAACUUGGUAUUAUUCCUGGUGCUGGUGGUACUCAACGUUUACCUCGAAUAAUUGGUUCAUCAAAAGCUAAAGAACUUAUAUAUACUGGACGAAUUUUGAGUGGUCAACAAGCAUAUGAAAUUCGUUUAGUUAAUGAAGUUGUUAAACAAAAUGAACAAUUAAAUGCAGCAUAUCAACGUUCACUUGAAAUAGCACAUGAAAUUGUUCAACAGGGACCAUUAGCUGUUCGAAUGGCAAAACAAGCAAUUAAUAAAGGUCUUGAAGUUGAUCUUCAAACAGGUCUUGAUGUUGAAGAAGGUUGUUAUGAUACUGUAUUAACAUCUGAAGAUCGUAUUGAAGGUUUAAAAGCUUUUCAAGAAAAACGAAAACCUGUUUAUAAAGGCGUUUAA
Molecule: messenger RNA, 669 nt
Organism: Rotaria sp. Silwood2
Lineage: Eukaryota; Metazoa; Rotifera; Eurotatoria; Philodinida; Philodinidae
Source: the annotation of a GenBank genome assembly